AAGAAAAUAAAAUAAAGAAAACUGAAAAGUUUUGUUCUUCGUUAUUGGUGCUUAAGUUCCUUCAGUGGUCUCAUAAAAUAUUCAAAUAAUAUUAAAGAAAAGGGAAAACAAAAAAAUUUUAUUUAUAAUAUAAUAAAAUUUUAAAUCAACAGUUUUCAGUUUUUAGUCCCUUCGAAACCGAGUAAUUAAUGUGAAAAUCGCUUUGAUGAGUAUGCUCGGAUUGGUUUACUUAAUCUUAAUUCUAGGCUGGAUUUUAAUUGUACUCUUUCUGAAAUGUAAAAAAUCCAUAACACCGCAUAUAGGCUUAACUGACAGUUACACAGAUCAAAUGGAUCGUAGACGUCCUUCAAUUCAUAUUAUUCAAUUGCCGCAUGGCGAGUUAGAACGUGAAGAUCGACUAAUAGAACCAACACAAUGUGAGAGCACAAGUUCAAGGCGGCACUCACAGCGUUUGCAUUUAACCGCUGCUGAUGAACACAGCAUAGUAAGAACAUAUCCCACAGAUGCCAUAAUAAAUCCUGCUUACACACACGAUGAAGAGUAUGUAAUCAAUGGCGAAGCACCGCCACCAUCAUAUGACGAGGUAAUGCGGCAACCUGAGAUAUACCCGAAAGUGCAUCAACCUAGUAAAAGCUCAGAAGCUAAUAUUUAGGUAGAAUUGAAAUAACGGGAGAAUUUGAAAUAAUUAUUAAAAUUAGAAAAGAAUAGAAAUUGUAAGCAAAGAUAAAAAAA
This is a messenger RNA of Glossina fuscipes, 732 nucleotides long. RefSeq lists its product as uncharacterized. NCBI's taxonomy places the organism in Eukaryota, Metazoa, Arthropoda, Insecta, Diptera, Glossinidae. The record is from RefSeq and is a predicted model, not a curated record. The coding region runs from base 206 to 652 and encodes 148 amino acids. The transcript has 3 exons.